UCGGGGCGCGCGUCUUCUCCUCCCACAUCAACACUUCCUCGCUACUUUGUUACACUUAACAUUAUCCACAUUUAUACAACAUAUUCAGUACAUAUAGCAACUUAGACUAAAUCAUAUGUUAAUUUUGCAAAGCAAUUAGCUGUCAGAAAUGUCUUUUAUAUGUUUGAUAAUUUUUCGCGGUUUAUUUUAAUGUGUUGAAAAGUUGGUGAAUAUUGAACAGUGUUGGAUACGACGCGGCUUCCGGAGACGACCGUUUCGCGGGAAAAUUCUGUAGUGGCGCCGGUGUUGGCUAAAGUUGUCACUAGAUGAGUGCAGAUGAAGGCCAACAGAGACUUAUGAAAGAAGGCAAGAAGAAACACGCUGUUUCCAUGAGUCGGUCUACCCACAAAAUAGCCAACUCCUCGAGAUCUUUUAUAUCCAGCUGCAGUACAUUGUUACAGAUACCAGUUAACAAGUUGCAUAAGGCUAAAUCCCAACCAGCUAGCAAGAUUAGCCUUGAAGCAGUAAAGCAUGCAGACAGUGAGAGGAAAAACAACACAAUCUAUAAAGAGAACAUAAACGUUGAAGAGACGCAAAUAACCCAAAUUAAAGAGAGCGCCAAAUUACUGAAAGAAGAAAGGAUGAUUUCUUUGGACAUUAGUGAUGAAGAAAUGCCUUUGGCUAAUGAAGACAAAGGGAAGGAAGAGGUUGGGAAGAAGGCAGCUAAUACCCUGGAGAAAAAGAAAUCACCUACUCCUGCAACAGCCGAGGACAUUGAAAACAUCCUUAAUAAAGAAUCUGAUGAUGACUCGAAUUGUCCGAAAUCCGACUCUGUCUCUCUUCCUGAUAAUAAAUGUAAAAAUACAGUUAAACCUCCAGCAUUAAAUGAUGAAAAUAAGCCAGAUAAGGUGUCAAGGAACUCUGGUGAUUCAGAUGAUGAGCCUUUAGACACACAAAAAGAAAAUAAUUCAAAGACCCCCUUAAUUAAAAAAGACCAGUCUCCCAAAGCCACUCAGAAAAAAGGCAGCUCUGAUGCCAGUGAUCCAGACAGUGGUGAUGAUACAAAGACAAAAAAGUUGACUACUAACAAAAAAGAAGACUCAGAAAAUCCAAGUGAUUUAGAGUAUGAACCUGUUCAGGAAGAAAAGGAUUCCAAAUCUAAUGUGGUCAAGAAGGGCGGCCGGUCUCCCAGGGCAGCUAAGAAAAGUAGAGCAGACUCCAGUGCCAGUGAUAAUGAUAGUGGCGAAGAGAAGAAAAAGACUAAAAAAUCUAAUGUAAACAAAAAAGAAGAAUCUGAAAACCCAAGUGAUUCAGAUUAUGAACCUUUACAGGAAGAAAAGAAUUCAAAAGCUUCCAUGGUUAAGAAAGGCCAGUCUACUAGAGCAGUUCAGAAAAAGGUAGACGCUGACGCAAGUGAUGAUGAUGAUAGCGGUGAAGAGAAAAAGACUAAAAAAUCAGUUGUAAACAAAAAAAGAGAAGAAUCUGAGAGCGCUAGUGGUUCUGAUUAUGAACCACUAAGCAAACAGAAAGAAAAGAUGUCCAAAUCUUCCAUGAUGAAGAAGGGUCGCUCUCCCAGGGCAGCUAAGAAGAACAAAGCAGAUUCCGGUGCAAGUGAGUCUGACAGUGGGGAAGAGAAAAAAACUAAAAAAUCUGGUGUAAAGAAAAACUGGAGAGAAAAAUCUGAGAGCUCAAGUGACUCUGAUGAUGAGCCACUCUCUAAGAAGAAAGGGAAAAGCUCAGCAAAACCUAAGGCGGCGAAGGAAAGUGCAGAUGACAUGAGUGACGACGAAUACGAACCUCCCAAAAAAGCGAUAAAAAAGAGGACUAGAGUAAGUCCAAGAAAAGGCAGAAAAGUGGCAAGUAAGCAAGAAAGUGAUACAGAUGAUUCAGAGGAUGAAAGUGCACAGAUGACACCAAGUUCUGAAUCUGGAAGUGAAGAAUCUGCCAAAGAAAUUAAAAAGGCCAAGAAAUCAAAGCCCAAGAGAAAUGCAAAAGCUACCAGGAAGCCUCGAGGUGCGACCAGAAGAAAAAAGAGUGAAACGGAAUCCUCUAGUGAAUCUGAGUUUGAAGAGGCUGUGAAGCCAGUGAAAGGAAGAGGAAAACGGAAUACUGCUGAGGGAGAGUCUGACGAAUCUGACUAUGAACCUCCAUCAGGAAGGAAAGGCAAGUUACCUAGAAUGUCUCGCAAGAAGAAAGCAGAAUCGGAUACUGAUGACUCUGAUUCAGAAUCCUUGGCUAAAAAGAAAACAAAACUAACAAAAAGCGAGACAAAGAGGUCGAGGGAGUCACACAGCUCUAGCGAGUCUGAUAGUAAGCCUUUAUCCAAAAGGAACAAGAAGACCAUUUCUCCUGUGAAAGAAAACAAGACUACCAAUUCUCAGCGAAGUAACAAAGGUAUUUCUCCUACAAAAAACAAUGAGGAAGACAAUGAUUCAAAGGAAAGUGAUGCUGAAGUGUUGCCAAAAGAGACCAAGCUCAAAAUAAAGAAAAAUAAAAGCGAAGAAAACGAUAAAGAUUCUGAGAGUGAUGCUGAAGUGUUGCCAAAAGAGGCCAGGCCCAAAAUAAAUAAAAAUAAAAGUGAAGAGAAUGACAAUGACUCUGUGAGUGAUGCAGAGAAAGAAGAAAAGUCUGAGAACUCCAGUGAGUCGGACUCGGCGCCAUUGGCCAAAAUGAAAGCAGAUGGUCCAAAAAAGAAAGCAAAACCUUUAAUUACAAAGAAAAAAGAAAAGAAAAAUUCUGAGAGCUCUGACUCUGAGAUGGAUACAGAAGAUAAGGCAAAGUCACCUGUGAAAAAGUCUGCUAGUUCUGACUCGGAGAUGGACACAGAAGUUAAGGCCAAACUGCCUUCAAAAAAAGUGACAAACAAAACUAGCAAAGAGUCUGGUUCUUCUGAUGAAUCACUGAGUUCCGACAGUGAAGAAACUGGAAAUCAAAAAGAUAAAAACAAGACCAGUAAAUCUCGAGGUGCUGGUAAGCAAGAAAAGGGUCGCAGCGAUGAUCCACUUGGUCGUCUCAAAAAGUACAUCCGCAUGAUGGGCAUUAAUAUCAGGAACUACGACCGUCUGCUCUCGGGCUGUAAGAGCAUGAAGAGCAAGAAGGAGAAGCUUCUAAAUGUCAUGCAUGAACGGGGGCUCAAAGGUAAUCCAACACAGGAGAAAUGCAAGAAGCUGAAGAAGCGGCUUGAGAGGAAGAAGGAGCUGGAGGAGCUUGACACAGACAACAUCAUAGAGACCAGUGGCCGUGGACGGCGAACUGCGUUUAGCUUGUAUGCCUCUAAGAAUCGUGAAGCUGAAGAGGAGACAGGUUUACAGUCCCGAAGAAAACAAUCUAGGGUGAAAUUCGUCGCUGAAUCAGAAUCGGAAUCUGGUUCAGAGUAAGCAGCGUAUAUAGUGUUAUAUUAUUGCCACUUUAUAGUGACCACAGAAAUUAAGUGUAUAUUGAGUUUGUACAUUCAGAAACCUGUUUUUGAAACACAUUUACUUUUUUAUAUUUUAUUCAGUCUUUAUUGCAUACUGAAGGUUAAUAAUAAUAAUACAAAUAUUAAAUAUAUUUAUUAAUCACAAACCUUAAAACUUAACUUUAAGCUACAGGCAGUAUAUCCACAAGUUAAGGGCAGUAAUGGCCCAUUAAGUGACUCAUAGUGGCAGACUGCAGAAACAGAUUCUAAAGUGUUUUCUGAACAGAGAACUUAAAAGAAUUAUAAUACCAUAAAAUUAAUGAUGCAGUGGUAUGGUCACUUAUGAAAAAGAUCCUAAAAUGUGUUGUUUUAACUCAAAAGAAAAUGUGCAUGCAUUUAGGCAACUAUAAUUUAAUAGAUUAUGCAGACAGGUAAAAAUUACUAAAUAUCAAUAAAGGAAAUUUAAGUGAACAAAUAUUGGAUCACAAAUUAUAAAUAUUUGGAAAUUGUCAAGAAAUAAGAUCAGCUUUGGAGACGGGAAGAAUCUGAAAUUUGAAUACUGUAUGUUGAACCCAGAACAGUUCCAGUGUUAAUAAAACGUGUAUAAUGGGAGAAGUGUUGUGGAGUAAUGCAACUGGGGAGAUAAGGACAGUAGAUAGCAGCAAAGUCUAUCUAUAGUAGUUACCGACUAAAAUAAGUCAUCGUUCAUGAAGCCCAGCGGUAAUGGACCAACCCGUCCUCUUAGAUACUGUGCUAUCGCUUAUUGCUCGUACUUACUACGGUCAAAAAUUGCCAUACUAGAAAAUGGAAAUUUAUUUUACAAAUGAAAUGGGCCCAAAACUUGCAGUUUUCUCUGGUAGGUUAGAAGAGCACGAAGUUCUCCUAAGGUUUCAAAACGUCAUGAAAACUUAAUUUAAUGUGUCCUCUCCUAACAAACUAAGCCAGAGGACCCAAAACAGAAAAUGGGACAGUGUCACUUUCGCGAGCCGCUUCCAUUUUUUAGUACGGCAAUUUUUAGCCUUCGUGUGCAUUGGAGUAAAAAGCAACGUUAUUUGUAAGAGGAUGGGUUGAGUAGACUGCCAGUGACAGUUUGUGACAACGUGAACUGUACUGUGCAUGUUAAGGGAAUAGUAGUUCAUGGGGGAUCCCUAAUUGCUAUUUCCAGUGACCUGUGAAUAGUGAGGUUGGUAAAUAAUGAAGCCUAUAUUGGCACAAUACCUAAUUUUAAUCCUUUCAAGCAAGUUGACAGCUGUAACUGCUAAAGUGUAUUAACCUGACUGAAGUGUAGGUGUUUAGUGUAAGGAAACAAACUUAAUUUCUAAUACUUCACACUGGUACGUGAGAAUUCUAAACAUGCAACCCACCUGGACACAGAAAUGACAGCCAACCAGAUAUGCCACAUAAUUUAGCAUCAUAUUUUCAAUACAGAACAUUAUAUAAAUAUAUUGCGUUAUUAGUUUUGUACCUCUGGAAACAAAAUACCUAGCAUAUUGUGUUGUGUUUUAAGCACUACAUUAGUACAGUACUUGAACACUUGUAUUAAGAGCUAGCAAGGUGUAAUAUUUGUCAUUUAUAACAUCAAGUCCUAUAAGACUCAUCAGAAACUCAUGUCCAAACUAGAAAUAAAAGCUGUAAAUUGCUAAAAAAAAAAAUCUUUAGAUAUUUUGGAUAUCAUUAACUAAGGGGCAGGGGGUUGUGGGUUGUGUAAAAAUAACAAAGUAAAUAUACCUAUGUGGGGAGAGGGGGGGGGGAGGAGCAAGAAUACCUGUUGCUAUCAGGCUCUUGUGCAGCCUGGUAAAGGUCAGGUAGAGGGGAUAUAGCAAUGAAUUGCAGAACAGUGAAAUACUUUUAGUUCUCAGGGGGACACCUGCCUGGGUAUAGUCACAACCAAGAACUGGAAGACAAAUCUGAACACUGCUUCACAUGAAUAGUCAUGUCUUUAUGCUGCAAUACAUUAAACACUUCAUCCACCCAUUAAUAUGGCCAAUCUUGUACACAACCUUCAGAAAUGAACACAAUGAGUAAUAUCUCUACAUACUACAUUAAAAAGAAACUAAAUCAUCUUACAACACAUUAAAUAACAAGCAAUCCAGCCAAUUAUCUUGGUCAUUGGUGCACUGAAUGUUUACUUUGAGUCAUGAACCUUUGUUGAUAAACUACCAUUAAUAUGCAAUGAAAAUAUUUUUAUGUUGCAAACCUUAUUAAAUUUUUCAAAUGUA
Procambarus clarkii (red swamp crayfish) is the source of this 5595-nucleotide messenger RNA. Its product is annotated as nucleolar protein dao-5. Gene Ontology annotation, cellular component: nucleus. Lineage: Eukaryota; Metazoa; Arthropoda; Malacostraca; Decapoda; Cambaridae. The record is from RefSeq and is a predicted model, not a curated record.